UUUUGUGUAAUUGUGUUUUUAAGUUAUUAAGGUACUCAACAAUGGGGCAGUCAUUUGGAUGCUUUCAAGUAGCUCAUUCAACCAUAGCAAUCAAAGAAAUAUGGGGAAGAUACGGCGAUUUCCUCGAGCCUGGAUGCCAUUGUGUGCCUUGGUUUCUUGGUUAUGAAAUAAAAGGCCGUCUUUUCUUAGGUGUAAAACUUAAUGUUCGCUGUCAGACCAAAACUAAGGAUAAUGUGUUCGUGACUGUGGUUGCAUCAAUUAUAUACCGUGUGAUGAAAGAGAAUGCGGCAGAUGCAUUUUAUAAACUUAGCAACACCACUACUCAGAUCCAAGCCUAUGUUAUUGAUGUUGUUCACGCUAGUGUACCUAUAAUGGAGCUUGAUGCUGUUUUAGAGCAGAGGAACACCAUAGCAAAAUCUGUGAAAGACGAGCUUGGAAAGGCUAUGUCAACUUAUGGAUAUAAGAUUGUUGAUACUUGUAUAGUCGACAUUGAGCCUGAUGCUGAAGUGAAGACUGCUAUAAAGGAGAUCAAUGCAGCUUCAAGGCUAAGGGAGGCAACAAAUGAAAAGGCGGAAGCAGAGAAAAUACAGCAAAUCAAGAAAGCCGAGGGGGAAGUAGAGUCCAAGUACUUGGCAGGGCUCCGCAUAGCAAGGCAAUGCUUGGCGAUAGUAGAUGAGCUGAAGGACAGCAUGCUGAACUUCUCCGAAAAUGUGCUCGGUACAACUACUAAGGAUAUCAUGGACACGGUUCUAGUGAUGCAGUAUUUCAACACGAUGAAGGAAAUUGGGGCUUCCUCGAAAUCCUCGGCCGUGUUCAUCCCUCAUGGUCCUGGUGCUAUUAAGGAUGUUGCUGCUCAAAUUAGAGAUGGCCUACUGCAGGGCAAUGUCAUUUAG
Molecule: messenger RNA, 893 nt
Organism: Chenopodium quinoa (quinoa)
Lineage: Eukaryota; Viridiplantae; Streptophyta; Magnoliopsida; Caryophyllales; Amaranthaceae
Product: hypersensitive-induced response protein 2-like
Exons: 5
Coding region: 42-893 (283 amino acids)
Source: RefSeq, a predicted model, not a curated record